Molecule: messenger RNA, 3000 nt
Organism: Lucilia cuprina (Australian sheep blowfly)
Lineage: Eukaryota; Metazoa; Arthropoda; Insecta; Diptera; Calliphoridae
Gene: Aasdh
Product: beta-alanine-activating enzyme
Exons: 7
Coding region: 36-2972 (978 amino acids)
Biological process (GO): amino acid activation for nonribosomal peptide biosynthetic process
Molecular function (GO): protein binding
Source: RefSeq, a predicted model, not a curated record
UUGUCAAUUUGUGAAAUAUAUUUUGUAAACAAAAUAUGUCUGAAAUGUUUUAUAAUUUAAUAUUUUUAAAGAAAUAUCAAAAUAAUCCGCUAAUUUAUGAACGUAUUGCAUUGGAAAGUGAAAAGAUUUAUAGUUAUAAAUGUAUUUUAAAAGAAACAACAAAAUGUAUAGAAUAUUUUCAACAAUAUCAAGUGGAAAAUCAUGUAGGAAUUGCUGUCGAUAUCAAGGAUCAUUCCGCAGCAUCAAUCGUUUUGCUAUUAAGUAUACUUAACCACAACUGCCAUUUCUAUUGCUUGGACUUCGAGGAAACUAAAGAUGCCAAAAAGUAUUUGAUAUUAAGUGGGGUAAAAUAUGUAAUAUCGACCAAAUUUCAAACAUUCGAUCACAAUUCAAAACAAACCAAGAAUGAAAUAAAUAUUUUAAAUAAUACUUACUAUUUGGAUUCAUGGAUAAACGACAGUUACAUUGAAAAUAUAAGUUUAUGUUAUACAAUAGCAACUUCCGGUAGUACUGGUGCUCCAAAAAUGGUUCAUGUACCCUAUGAGUGUAUAGAACCUAAUAUCAUAUCUUUAAGCUGCCUGCUGAAUGUUCAACAAAAUGAUGUUAUUUUUCUUGGUUCUCCUCCCACAUUUGAUCCAUUUGUAGUUGAAUUAUUUUUAGCCUUAAAAACAGGUGCAAGUGUUUUAAUAACAAGCAAAGAAAUAAGAUUACAACCACAAAAGUUACUUAAGAUAAUGUUUCCUGGAGUUUCAAUAUUUCAAACCACACCUUCUCUGUUUCGUUUGUUUGGAAAACAAAGUAUACAUGAUGAAAUACUACAAAGUAAAUCUAGUUUAAGAUGUUUAAUUUUAGGUGGUGAAGAUUUUCCUACCACAUUAGAAUUGCAAACAUGGCUGCCUUUAGACUUUUCCAACUCUGGCAAAAGGAUUUUCAAUAUCUAUGGCAUAACUGAAGUGUCCUGUUGGUCUAGUAUCUAUGAGUUUAAUAAUAAAACUGAAACGAAAGAUUGUGGAGCACCUUUAGGAAAACCUUUAGAUGAUAAUACUUUUUUCCGUUUGCUAGACGAAUUUGGAAAUAUUUUGCAUCAUACAAACUGUAAAGGUGAGCUAGAGAUUGGCAGCCCUAAAAGACAUUGUUUUAUACCACAACUAGAUGGUGAUAAUGUUAAAAUGAUGCAAUUAAAAGAUGUUAUUUAUCGUAAAACUGGAGAUCUGGUAGAACGUGAUGGUAGUGGAAAUUUAUAUUACCUUGGUCGCACAAAUAAUACGAUUAAACGUUUGGGAAAACGUUUAUGUUUGGAUUCCUUAAGUAAAAAGGUGGAAAAACUUUUAAGUAAAGAAAAUUUAGGUUAUAAGGUAAUUUCCUUGUGGCACCAAGAAUCCACCAAACUUAUAUUUUAUCUAGUAAAUAGUAAAAAUGUGCCCUUAGAAGAACGACACUGUAUAGUUAAUAAUUUCCAACAAUAUUUAGAGAAUCAUGAACAACCUGAUAAAGUUAUAUAUGGUAAAGAAUUGCUUUUAAAUGUUAAUGGUAAAGUGGAUCGUAAGAGGAUUUUAAAUGAAAUAUUAGCAAAGAAAGUAUGUUCUUCACCUGUUAAAUUAUUUGAAGAUUUUCUUACAAAUGUAAUGGGUUUCCAAUUAAAUGAUCAACAAGAAAGGCAUACAAAGGAAGAAAUUUGCGCUAAACGUGUAAAAUUGUUUAGAAAUGUAAGCUUUUUGGAGGCGGGUGGUACUUCAUUUCAGGCUUUAAGUUUAGCCACUGAAAUGGCAGAUGUAAUGGAAAACAAUCAAGAGCAACGUAAAAUAUUGGAAAUGCUAUUGGAUAAUUCUACAACAAUAGAGGAAAUCUUACAAUUUUUAACGAUUACCAGAAAAAAAUUAAAAGAUUCUUCUGAAUUUUGUGUGAAAACUAAGAGAUUAGAAAAUUAUAACAAAAAUUAUAGCUUAAAGCAGCUAUGGCGCUGUGAUCUUAAAAAAUGCAUAGAUGCUACACCCUCUCUAUACCAAGACAAUGUAUUAGCGGUAGGAUCUCAUUCACAUUUAUUAUUAACACUUAAUGCCCAAAGUGGUCAAGAAAUUUCGCGUGUGGAAUUAAAUGAUCGCAUAGAAUGCACGGUGGUGUUUGUUAGCUCGCAAUUAGCUUUAGUGGGUUGUUAUGAUGGCUACUUGUAUGGUUUUGAUUUCAAUAAUGGCAGCAUAAGCUGGAAGUUAAAUGUUAAGGGUAUGAUUAAGGCAAAACCUUUAGUUAUUAAAAAUAUGGUUAUUGUUGCCUCCUAUGCAGAGCAAAACAAUAUCAUGGCCUUUGAUUUAAGGAGCUUAUCACUAGUUUGGAGUUUAAAACUUGGUGCCAAAGGCAUAUUUUCUUCUCCUUUGCUAAUAUCACAUGAUUCCGUGUUAUUUUGUACUUUGGAUGGUUCCUAUGCCUUAGUAGAAGCAGAAACUGGUUCGAUUAAAUGGUUAAACAAACUGGAUUCUCCUAUAUUUUCUACACCGGCAAAAAUACAAACUUUACAUGAAAGUUUUAUAAUUUUGGCAGAAGUCAAAGGUUUAAUUUCCAUAUGUAGAGUAGAAAGUGGAGAAAAGAUUUGUACUUUCCAAACCGAGGGUAAUGUAUUUUCUGGUCUGACCAUACUUCUAACUGACAAUUCCAAUUAUAAUUUUAUAAUAUUUGGUUGUCAUGAUAAAAAUGUCUACUGUUUGAAAUUUCAACAUAAUACCAAUGAAUUAACUUUACACUGGCAAGUUUCUUUAAAUGCAGCGGUAUUCUCCACUCCUAUUGUUAUAUCCCAACAAUAUAUAUUGGCCUGUUCCACUUUGGGUUUAAUGGUAUUAAUAGAUUUAAUGAAGGGAGAUAUUUUAACAUCAUAUGAUUUGAAGGUUGAAGUUUUUUCUUCACCCUGUUGCUUAAAGGAUAAUUAUGUUUAUGUGGGUUCGCGUGAUAAUUACUUAUAUGCUUUUGAAUUAGAAAAAUAAAUAUAUUUAUUUGUAAAAUUAAAAUGUA